GUUGACAGUGGAAGCGGCAGCAUAAGUCCCAACAAAAUAUUACCAGAAGUUGAAGUUGUUGAGGGUGGAGACCCCAUGAUCCUAGGAGGCUCUGAGGAUGGGGCUGGCUUCCCCCCUCCUGAUAUACACAAUGAAGCACACCCAAAUACAGAAGUCUCAUGGCUUUUAGGAAUCUUUGCGGUUUUUAUAUCAUGCAUCUCGAGUGGCUUCUCUGGAGUAUAUUUUGAGAGGCUGGUCAAAAGAGGAAAGCAGCCAUCUCUAAUUAUCAGAAAUAUUCAACUUGGGAUGUUUUCUAUUUUUUUUGCUAUAAUAGCAGUGACCAGUGAUGGAGCAGCAAUCUCAGAGGGAGGAUUUUUCCAAGGGUAUACCUUGACCACAUGGGGUGUUGUCUUGAUACAGGCAUUUGGUGGCUUGAUGGUAUCAGUGACCAUGAAAUAUGCUGACAAUAUCCUGAAGGGCUUUGCUACAUCGCUGUCUAUUGUCAUGUCAACACUAGUGUCCUGGUUGGUCCUGGGAGAUGCAGCUCCUUCAACGCAGUUUGUUUUAGGAGCUUCGAUUGUCAUAGCAUCAACAGUUCUGUAUGGUUUGACCCCACAGGCAGCCAAAGGCAGUAACCAAGGGAAUCUGCAACCAAGAACUGACAGCCCUCAUAAGAUUAUGGGGAACAAAAAGUCCAAGUGAAAUAGUAUGACUAAGGCAGAGACAGCUGCGGAAGUGACUGGACAGCAGAGUGAGUAUUCAAGGACAUAUUCAGCCAACAAUGUGAUGAAAUUUCAAGCUGAUUGCUGCACAUAUACAAAUGUUCAUCAGAAGUUCUAAGAUAUGCAUUUCUCUCCCUCUUUUUCAGGAUAUUUUGUUACCUAUGAUAAUAUUAAUAAAAGGUUAUUCUCAGGCUGUAGGAAAUUUAAGGGUAGAAAGUGACCGAUACAGCUUAUUUAAAUAAAGUGUUUAUUUUCAA
This is a messenger RNA of Penaeus vannamei (Pacific white shrimp), 958 nucleotides long. NCBI's taxonomy places the organism in Eukaryota, Metazoa, Arthropoda, Malacostraca, Decapoda, Penaeidae. The record is from RefSeq and is a predicted model, not a curated record.